Molecule: messenger RNA, 965 nt
Organism: Aspergillus nidulans FGSC A4
Lineage: Eukaryota; Fungi; Ascomycota; Eurotiomycetes; Eurotiales; Aspergillaceae
Product: aldo/keto reductase family protein
Exons: 2
Coding region: 28-879 (283 amino acids)
Molecular function (GO): oxidoreductase activity; D-xylose reductase (NADPH) activity
Source: RefSeq, a predicted model, not a curated record
UCACGCUAUUCAGCAAGAUAACAAGCCAUGUCGAACAAAUUCAAGAUCACCGACCUCCUGCCUCUUCCAAACUCGUCGGUCAAGAUUCCGCGGCUUGGAUUCGGAGUCUAUCGCUCGCCAGCAACACAAACCAAGCAGUCAGUCCUCAAGGCCCUUGAAACAGGAUACCGUCAUAUCGACACUGCGCAGUUCUACGCGAACGAGAAGGAGGUUGGAGACGCGAUUCAUGAAUCCGGUCUUCCUCGCAGCGAGAUCUUCGUCACCACCAAGAUUCUCGCCCCGGCAGGCUCGCCUGAAGCAACCUACGAAAAAAUUAUUGAAAGUGUGAAUAAGAUUGGCGGUAAAGAUGGAUACGUGGACCUGUUCCUCAUACACAGUUCAAGCUCUGGAUCUUCAGGUCGGAAGGAGCUAUGGCAAGCGCUGGAGAAGCUGCUAGAGGAAGGCAGAACCAAGAGUAUCGGGGUCAGCAAUUUCGGUGUAAAACAUAUCGAAGAGAUGAAAGAAUAUGCGAAGGUUUGGCCGCCACACGUGAACCAAAUUGAGCUCCACCCCUGGUCCCAGCAACGUGUAAUCGAGAAGUACUGCAAGAAGCAUGGAAUCAUUGUCGAGGCCUAUUCGCCAAUUGUUCGGAAUUAUAAGGCCAACGAUCCUACCCUUGUCGAGAUUGCCAAGAAGUACAAGAAGUCGACACAACAAGUCCUGAUACGCUACGCAUUGCAGAAGGGAUGGGUCCCGUUACCGAAGACUGAUAAUUCAGAGCGCAUUGUGUCAAAUGCCGACGUAUUCGACUUCAACAUCACCGAUGAGGAUAUUUCUGUGCUGGACGGACUGGACCAGGGAAGUGCUGGAGCCAUUGUGGAGGCUGUUGAGAAUGAGUAGAUCGUUUGUCCAAUACUAUAAUAAUGCAAUUAAAGAGUUUAAUAGUCCGGUCGUUGCAUAAGAAACGCAUUGACAGACUGCAGCGU